UCAGUCCAUGGGAUCACUGUGGGGAAACAACUCAGCCACUGGGAAAGACACAAAAAGGUUUCUUACUUAGCAAAUUGUGCCAAUAUAAAAGGUUGACACUUGUAAAGAAUAUUCGCAUUGAUGACGACUAUUAUUAAAGGAGUUUCAUGAUUGGGUCCAAGGACAUUCUCAGAAUAUCCUGUGGCAUUGAGGAUUAUUUGAUUUGAGCGUCUGCAAUGACAACCCAUCAAGCGUGUAGGAUUACCAUUGCCAGCUGUGCCUUGACUCACCAGCUCCACUCAAUGGACUAAAAUCUUGAACUAAAGAAUUUGGGGGGAUUUCAUUAAAAACAGAACCAUGGGUGACUCCAUGUAUUCUGACUUGAUAGCCAGACAUUACAACUUCACAGGGAAGCUCCGGAAAGUGGAGCAGGAUUCCAGGCUCAAAGCGGACUCUGUGGUUUUCAUCAUUGUAUGUUGCUUCAUUAUUCUUGAAAAUGUCUUGGUCCUACUUACUAUUUGGAGGACCAAGAAGUUCCACAAGCCCAUGUACUACUUUAUUGGGAACUUAGCUUUAUCAGACUUGCUGGCUGGGGUGGUGUACACUGCCAACAUCCUGCUGUCAGGUGCCAACACAUACAAACUGACCCCCACACAGUGGUUCUUCCGGGAGGGUAGUAUGUUUGUGGCCCUGGCAGCCUCAGUCUUCAGCCUGCUGGCCAUCGCCAUCGAGCGCCACCUCACCAUGCUGAAGAUGAAGUUACACAACAAUGGCAACACGUGCCGUGUCUUCAUGCUCAUCAGCACCGUGUGGCUGAUUGCAGCCAUCUUGGGCGGCCUGCCCAUCAUGGGCUGGAACUGCAUUCAGAGCAUGCCCAGCUGCUCCACCGUACUGCCGCUCUACCACAAGACCUACAUCCUGUUCUGCACCACCGUCUUCAGCGUCAUCCUCAUGGCCAUCGUAGUGCUGUACGCACGCAUCUACGCCCUGGUGCGCACCCGCAGCCGCAAGAUGGUGUUCCGCAAGGUCUCCAACGGCCGCGGCGGGGGUAGCGCUAGCAGCAAGAGCUCUGAGAAGUCCAUGGCCCUGCUGAAGACCGUGAUCAUCGUGCUGAGCUGUUUCAUCGCCUGCUGGGCCCCACUCUUCAUCCUUCUGUUGCUGGACGUGGCCUGCGACAUCCGCAUGUGCCCCAUCCUGUACAAGGCCGAGUGGUUUCUGGCCUUGGCUGUGCUCAACUCAGCCAUGAAUCCCCUCAUCUACACACUCACCAGCAACGAGAUGCGUCGCGCCUUCCUCAAAACGCUCCUGUGCUGCAGCGUCUGCACCCAGCCCUCCGGCAAGUUCUCCCAGCCCAUUAUUGGUGCAGAGUUCAGCCGGAGCAAGUCGGACAACUCGUCCCACCCCAAUAAGGAUGAGCCGGAGUAUUUGCCAGGGGAGAACAUCGUAUCCUCUGGGAAUAUCACCUCCUCUUCUUAAAGAGCCUUCUGGAAUGUUGUGUGAAAAGUAGCUCCACUGCUUAGGAAGUGUGGAUGUAUAUAUGUUUUUGUGCAGUGUGCAGAUGUUUUUGUACAUUAUGUAUAUAAAUGUGUAUACGUUG
Molecule: messenger RNA, 1576 nt
Organism: Oncorhynchus gorbuscha (pink salmon)
Lineage: Eukaryota; Metazoa; Chordata; Actinopteri; Salmoniformes; Salmonidae
Gene: s1pr1
Product: sphingosine-1-phosphate receptor 1
Exons: 2
Coding region: 337-1455 (372 amino acids)
Biological process (GO): sphingosine-1-phosphate receptor signaling pathway; angiogenesis
Cellular component (GO): membrane
Molecular function (GO): sphingosine-1-phosphate receptor activity
Source: RefSeq, a predicted model, not a curated record